AUGAUAUGUAAGAAAUCAGAAAUUAUUUUUUUUAUAAUUUUUUUUACCUUUGAAAUAAAAUCACAUGAUUCUAUUAUUUCGUGCUAUCAUGACAUUGCAAGAAGUGAUGUAACAAAUCAAAUAGAUCCAUUUCUUUGUACUCACAUAAUGUUAAUAAAUUCUUGUUUUCUAAACAAUUCAGAUCAAAUUGUUUUUCCUCAUAUUGAAGAUAUGAAAGAUGUUUUAGACCUUAGAAAUACAAAUAAACAUUUAAAGAUUUUAUUAACUUUUUUACCUAGAUCUGAAUCUAUGAGAAAAAUAAUAUAUGAUGACAAGAAGUUUAAUAAUCUUAUAUAUAGCAUUUUUGACUUUGUUCAAUUUUCUGGAUUAGAUGGUUUCGAUUUGGAUUGGGAAUUUCCCGCUUGGGGUCGUGGAUCUAAGCCUAGUGAACGAGAUAAAUUUACUGAAUUAGUUCAAAAACUUUAUAAUCUUUUUAAUAAUCGAAAUUUAACAAAAAAAUAUCUUCUAACUAGUGCAGUAUCAGGACCAUAUACUAUUGCAUUGAAAAGCUAUAAUCUCUCUGCUAUUAAACCUUUUGUUGGAUUUAACUCUCCUUUAUAUGCAGAGCCAUAUGAGAUUUACAUAGCAGCAAGAAUGAACUCUGCUUAUUCUACAGAAUAUUAUUUAAAAAAUGGAGUCCCUUCACAUAAAUUAGUUUUUGGUAUACCAACAUAUGGACGAGGAUAUAAAUUACUAGAAAAACAUAUACAUUUCCCAUACGCUCCAGCAAUUGGCUCAUCUUUUCUAGGGUCAUCAUAUUCAUAUAUAAUUUCAUGUAAUUAUUUAAUUGAUAGAAGUUUUAAAUUUAUUUGGAAUAAUCAUGCUGCAAGUGGUUAUCUUGUAAACAAUAAUAGAGAUUGGAUUGGGCUUGAAACAGAAAGAAGUGUGAAAGAAAAAGCAUCAUAUGCAGCAAAAAAAAAAUUAGGAGGUAUAAUGAUAUUUGCAUUAUUCGAAGAUGAUUACAAAGGAGUUUGUCCUGGAAGUAAAAAGAAAAAAAUGUUUUUAACUAAAACAGCAAAAAAAGCGUUUUUAGAAGCGAGAAAAAAAAUGAAUAUAUUAUAA
This is a messenger RNA of Strongyloides ratti, 1101 nucleotides long. Its product is annotated as Cht11. Gene Ontology annotation, cellular component: extracellular region. Gene Ontology annotation, molecular function: chitin binding; chitinase activity. Gene Ontology annotation, biological process: carbohydrate metabolic process; chitin catabolic process. The record is from RefSeq and is a predicted model, not a curated record. The coding region runs from base 1 to 1101 and encodes 366 amino acids. Lineage: Eukaryota; Metazoa; Nematoda; Chromadorea; Rhabditida; Strongyloididae. The transcript has 2 exons.